ACCAUUGUUACAUCACCUGUCCUAGGUGUUGGUAUCCUAGUCUGCACCUGGCGACAUAACCAGCUGAAGUGCACCACAGGUGCGGGAUACGAGUUCAACAACAUCGUCACGGAUCACCUCGUCAUCAGUGUACCGCGAGCGUCACGUGAUUACAAUGCGACAUAUGCUUGUCACGUGAUAGGCUCUGAAAUGAAGGGCUUUCAGUCAUGUGACUUCGUCGCUCUACAAGUCGGCAGUGUCGUCAACAUUCCGUACUCUACUGGUGUCGAAGUCAUCAUCGUAUACGUCCUCAUCUUCCUCUUUCUCGCCGUCUUCGUCCUCUUUCUCUUGGUUGUACUGAAACUGAAAGGCCUGCAAUGCAACGAUGUGAUACCUUGGAAAUGUGUUAAGAGGAAAGCCUCAAAGUCUUCAACGGAGGUAAGAGUAGCAAAGGUUGUGCUCACCUUGUCACCACAAGAAAGUAUUCAACUCCUUAAAACAGAUUUUCUCAAACAGAAAACAGGAGUAGAAGUGCUCUGUGAUGACAGACUGCGCGGGAAAGUGAGAAAAAACAUCUCAAUCCGUGGCACGCUACCCCAGGUCAGGCGCUCCCUCCAGAUCAUCGACGAGACCUUGGACAACACAUCUGCAGACGUGUUAAACCAAGAGACGUGCUCCCCACCGCAGACAUCUUUAACAUCUCAAGCAAUUUGUACUCAAGUGGAGAGAGACUGAUUUCAAUGGGUUGAGGCCACGUUCCCUGAUUUCGACUUUCUUGGCUACUUCCUGCCUCCUGUCUACUUCAACCGCGUGCCGAUGACCAGACAGUCGGUUGCUGGACAAGAUAUUAUAGUCCUUCAGUCAGUAUUUAAACAAUCAGACUUACUUAGCCAAUCUGAGAUGAUUUCAUCAAAUACCAGCUUUUCCGCUUCCUCUCCUUUAGGAAAGUGAAUAAUGUCAUCAGCGGGUGUGUAAUUGUAGAUGUCCAACAUGAAUUUGAAUUUUCUGCCAGCGCCUGUAUUGUUUUGUGGCCUUUGACCUACCAGCGAUCUGAAGAUAGAUGGUGGAUGGUCGCUACCCUCAAACUGUCUGGAAACUGUUAUUGUAGCAAGCUUUCUGCUUUGACUCAGCGUCAAUAGAUUGACAGAACAUUCCAGGUGGGUGAUGAAGGAGGAUGACAUCGAGAACGUGGCAACUUGUGGUUGUCUUCCCUUGACAACCAGCUUCAGUAACAUAAAGACUCUACCCAAAAACCGCCACCUGUGUGGUCUUGUGCAUUUAUCAUAUCACGAACUUAUUUUUAUGUCUUAUUUAUUAUUUUAUCUCAUUUUUAUGUCAGUUUUCUUCUAUAGUUGCAAGCGUCUUUUUACUUGUCACUUUGUUUUACUUUUGUGUACACGAUGUUUAAUGUGGCUAAUUACCUGCUUCUUCGUCUAAUUGUAGUCACAUAUUUGCUACUGCGUUGAUACUAAGCAUCAUGAUGUCUCCGCCAUUUAUAUUAAAGCCUUAAAUAACCAAACAUCAACCAUUAAGGGAGGCAGUCCACCCUGCCUCAUGGACGCCUCUAUCAUGAUCACGUGAACACUUAAUAAUACUGUGAUUAAACAGGACAGAUAUAUUGGUAAGUAAAAUAUACUUGUGUUUGAUAUGUAUUAUUUUAACGCGGAAGGUAAGCAUGCAAGGGAAGUAUUCAUCCCGAUCUAAGGCCACCAAGGCCGAGGAGCCUGGAGUCAAACUGUGAGUAAACUUUGUAAGAGGUCUCUCUGCCAAACAUCGGCGCACAGAUGGGCUCCAAGACAAGGGGGGUAAGUCAAGAUGUAAACCAAUAUAAACACAGAUUGUUUCACCCGUAUCAUUCUCAGCUCAUUCGCAAGGUAAUAAUCAUCAAGUUACUAACAAUGACUUUAACUAUCAAUGUUGUGGAUGUUGGUUGUGGUCUCAUCCUGACAUCCUGCUUCCGCUUGUUGUUGUGACUGUUGUUCUCUCUGCCACUGUUCCCUGCAUGACUGACACAACUUUAACUGUGAUAGCUAACUUUCAUGUCACUUUAAACAUGCCGAUGUUUGUUGGCCGUUCCUCUCAGAUUUUCUCUUCAUUGUUAUUUAUGUAAUUAAAACUUCUUAAAGCUAAUUACAAGGAUUUGUGUCAA
Messenger RNA from Pomacea canaliculata, 2128 nucleotides. RefSeq lists its product as uncharacterized. The record is from RefSeq and is a predicted model, not a curated record. Lineage: Eukaryota; Metazoa; Mollusca; Gastropoda; Architaenioglossa; Ampullariidae. The transcript has 6 exons. The coding region runs from base 190 to 714 and encodes 174 amino acids.